Molecule: messenger RNA, 1045 nt
Organism: Zea mays
Lineage: Eukaryota; Viridiplantae; Streptophyta; Magnoliopsida; Poales; Poaceae
Product: remorin
Exons: 5
Coding region: 185-784 (199 amino acids)
Source: RefSeq, marked validated
ACCAAAGCUAGCCUCCGCUCCCUCCCCUUCCAGCUUCGUCUAGACAGAGUCCAGCAGACACGGCCAACAGUUAAAACCGGUUGCUAUUAGUACGCGCCCGCCACCACGCUCGCACAGACACACACACACACACACACACACACACUCAACAGCAACAGCUAAGCCUCUCCCACAAGACAGCAACAUGGCUGAGGAGGAGGCCAAGAAGGUGGAGGUGGAGGUCACCAAGGAGCCCGAGGCGGCGGCGAAGGAGGACGUAGCCGAUGACAAGGCCGUCAUCCCCGCGACCGACCCGCCGCCGCCGCCGCCGCCGGCCGACGACUCCAAGGCCCUGGCCAUCGUCGAGAAAGUUGCAGAUGAACCUGCUCCCGAGAAGCCUGCCCCUGCGAAGCAAGGGGGCUCCAAUGACAGGGAUCUCGCUCUUGCAAGGGUGGAAACAGAGAAGAGGAACUCUUUGAUCAAAGCUUGGGAAGAGAAUGAGAAGACAAAAGCUGAGAACAAGGCUGCUAAGAAAGUAUCCGCUAUUCUUUCAUGGGAAAACACAAAGAAAGCAAACAUAGAAGCUGAACUGAAGAAGAUUGAGGAACAACUGGAAAAGAAGAAGGCUGAAUAUGCAGAGAAGAUGAAGAACAAGGUUGCAAUGAUACACAAGGAAGCCGAAGAGAAGCGAGCGAUGGUGGAGGCAAAACGCGGUGAGGAGGUCCUGAAGGCCGAGGAGAUGGCUGCCAAGUACCGGGCCACCGGCCACGCUCCUAAGAAGCUCAUCGGUUGCUUCGGAGCCUAAGAAACCUUCCAAGUCAGACCGAGCAGAAAGUGAAAAACGUCAGCCAGUGAUUGCUUGGUCCUCUCGCUCUAUCAAGUGUGUAGUGUGUCUUCGAAAGUUUGUAAAGCCUACUGCUGCUGCUGUAUAUACUGAUAUCGCUUCCAAGGCAGGCGUUUGGUGGUGUACAUGUUGAAUGCUUGACGAGAAACAUUCUUGUGUGUAGUUAAGAGGUCACGCUGUUGUUGUUGUUGUUGACAUUCAAGCAGACAUUUUGUUUUCUUC